CGAAAAAGAAGAACGUCUCUUGUGAGAUGGCUGCGAUACCGCCCGCGAGCUUCGUGCCCUCUUACGUCACCGCGCGAGCGAGCGAGCGAGCGCGCGCGCGCGGGCGCUAUAAAGCGGUGCGGUGCUGCCGGAGAGGGAGACUGGACUCGGGGACGGACGCGCCUGCAGACAUGACCAAGAUCGCGGUAUUCGCUCUUCUACUCGUGACGGUGGUGGCGGUAGCGAUGGCGGACCACGAGCCGGGCCAUCGCGGCGGCAGCAACAGCGGCCACCGCCAGUCCGGCCACGACGGCGGCUCGGGCCGCGCCAACUACGACCACGGCAGCCACUCGCACCACAACGCCCGCGGCCACGACGCCCACAGCCACGGCUCCCACGCGCACGACGGCCACGGGCAGGGCGGGCGCGUGCGCGGCCAUGACGGCCGGCGGGGAGGCUCCGACAACGGGGGCCCCCGCUACUAGGCGCUCCGGCCACGCGCCGCGCGAGGACGCGCUCUAAUUAAACCUUCUUUUCUACCACCAAGGAAUGCGUUUCUUUUCAACUCCUCUUCCUCCUUCCCACAACCUCAUAGUUCUAAUUAGUUAAGGUAUAAGUAUUGUGCUAUAUAAAUCCUCGCUAACACGAUUUCCAUGCGACAAAAAUAAUCGGGAUUCGUGAUUUCUGAUUUUACGUACAAAUGUUCCUGAAUUAUUGUUAAAAAUGUGUAGGGUAAGUAAAGGGGUAGAAAAUGAUCACUUUUCAACAAUGAAAUAUAGUUGGAAAUUGCAUAUAACGCUGUUACGAGGAUCAUUCAAUAAUUAAAGACACUAUUUCACUCAUGUCUGUCCGUAUAGCAAGUAACCAAUGCUGAACAAGAAUGUACUCAAAUUAAACCAAGUAACGUUAUAAAAUUAUCCGUUUACCUUUUACUCUCCUCUGUAAUUACUUUGUUUACCUUUUUUAAGAUAAAGAUAGCAAUUGUUUUAGGUUCAUAAUAGCAUGUGAGCAUCAAUAUAAUAUUAAAAUGUGUCAUUUUAGUAAUGUUUAAAACUCUGAAAUAUAAUAUAUUAUUAAAGAUUCAGUGCAAAAAACAGCCAAAGAAGCAGAGAAAGUGUGUGGAAGCAAUUUCAAGAAGUUUUUAAAGAAAUAAAAUUCAAAUGGGUAGCACAAAAUGCAAAUGAAGAAACUACCUAUAUUGUGGGCAAUUAAUAGGCGAAGAUUAGAUAGUGAAGAGUACAAAUAAUAUGCUGACAAAACUAUGUGAAACGAUAGAACCAAACUUACUCAGAAAAAUACUUUGAGUACACACGUGUGUUAAAUCCAUUCGAAAUUGAGAAAUAUCGCUGCUAAUUCAGCUUGUACAUACAUAUUUCACUUCAAAUACUUCCACGUAAUGCCAAGACAUGAAAAUCUCAAAUUCUACAACUUUAAUAAUAGUUUUAAUAAAUGUUAUCAGUAGCUUUCUCAUACUUUUGUAUAUGUUUUAUUACAAUAAAAUCGAAACAUACUUAAAAAAUUUUUUGAAUUAAACUCUUUUUCAUAUUUUACUUGAUUAUAAGUUAUUCCAGGAGGCAGUGAUAACUCGGAGCUGAAUGUAAAUUUCACAUAUUUUGGUUGCUAUUUUGAGUAAUAUUUCUAUUUUUCGUAAUUCCUGUAAUUUUAAUUAUCCAUUCGAUUCAUCCAUGGUCUUAAUAUGUAAUAUUGUCACUAAAUAUUACUUGAAGUGCUGUGAUAUUACUUAUGACAAAUUGGUCUCGAGACAACAAAGGUUGGUAGAACAAUUUUGGUAAUUAUAGGAUUUUAAGUUGGCUUCUCUGUAAUAAGCGCUGAAGACAACCAUUGUUGUGUUCUUAAUCUCAAAAUUAAUUUGAACGAUGGUGAGUUGACGUCAGAAUUCCACAUUGGUUUAGCAACCCACUGUGAUUGGUUUUUACUUACUGAAAAUGUAACGUAAUGUACGUAAUAAGAGAAAGAUAUGUGAUGAUGCGGAAAAUUGACAUCGAUAUUUCAACGGAAAUACACGUUUUUAGGACUACCGAUACCGAAAAGGUGUUUUUUUUUCAAAACGUCCGUCUAUCUGUCCAUCCGUCUGUCCGCCAGUAU
Molecule: messenger RNA, 2085 nt
Organism: Gryllus bimaculatus (two-spotted cricket)
Lineage: Eukaryota; Metazoa; Arthropoda; Insecta; Orthoptera; Gryllidae
Source: the annotation of a GenBank genome assembly